UCAUGGUCGGGUUAUGGCAGCUUAGGAAGGAGGCUGAUGGCGAUAUACAGAAAUUUAUAAGAGUGAAAGAGACAAAAGCCCGCAAGAUGCCAUACAUUAAACUGUCAAUCAUAUUGUCAAGAGUGCUAGUAAACAACGUCGUUUUCUUAUUGUAAAAGUUUUUUAGAGUGAAUAAUUGUGUUUAUUAAGUGUUUAACGGAGGUGUAAGACGUUUUUACGUAUAGUUAACAUGGUGGGGUGUUCAGUGGUUACCUGCAAAAGCAAUAGCUUGCGAAAAGAAGCGGGUGUAACAUUUCAUGCCUUUCCGACGGAGGAUGAAAUAGUUAAGGAAUGGAUUGCGGGAACUGGAAAAUCUAAUUGGAUGCCUCACAAAUACUCGCGUAUUUGUUCAAAACAUUUUGAACAACAUUGUGUCCGCAAACUGGGGAAACGAACUUUCAUUGAAAAGUUUUCUGUUCCAACCUUGUUCAUACACAAAUUCCCUGUAUCUCAUGGACUUCGAGCAGAGCCGUCACCUAUUAAACCUAUGGACUGCCAAAGUCAGCCUGCUAUGCAUGAGCAAGUGCACAGCAUGACAACAAAUUUCAUUGAAUGUUCUAAAAUCAAUGAUAAAUCAGUGCCGAUUAUGACAACUAGAAAAUUAAAACUUACUUUGCAAUUGAAUCAAAAAACGCUUCUAGCCGAGUCACGUCGAAAAAAAAUUGAAGCAUUGAGAUCUAAAAGCCGGCGACUUCAAAAGAGAAAUGCGGAGUUAGCAGCUAUUUUAGAAGAUUUACAAAAAAAAGAUUUAUUAACCAAGAAUCAGCGGACCUACUAGCAACUCUGAACCCAAACAAGUUGGAUUUUUUGAGGCCGAAUAAAAGCAAAUUCUCCCCAGUAAUCCGCAAAUUGGCACUGAAUUUGCAUUUCAUUAGCUCCCGUGCGUACAAUUUUGUGCGGAAACAUUUCAAUACAUGUUUGCCUCAUACGCGAACAUUAUCGAGGUGGUAUCAAACUGUUGAUGGGGAGCCUGGUUUCUCGUCAGAAUCUUUGGCGGCCCUGAAACUUUCUAAUAAAUGGCAUCUCUGCUGAACAAAAAGCAUCGUUGGUCAAAAUGUGUAUAGACUUAGUGAGUGAAUGCGGGAUCGAAAUUGUUGCUUUAACUUUUGACGGCUGUCCAGCUAACUUUUCAAUGGCCAGAGUAUUAGGUUGUAAAUUGAACUCAGAGUUGAUAGAUCCAGUAUUCACGCACAAAGGUAAGAAAGUAGCGAUUUUUCCGGAUCCGUCCCACAUGUUAAAACUUACGAGAAACACUUUAGGUGACAAGUCAUUUCUAAUUGACGGCGAAGGAAAAACAAUAGAUUUUGACUUUAUAAGACGUCUUGUAGAUCUCCAAGAAAACGAAGGAUGUCAGUUGGCUAACAAAAUAAGAGGAGCUCACAUAAAUUACAAAAAGCAGAUCAUGAAAGUCAAACUGGCUGCCCAAAUAUUCAGUGAGUCCGUUGCAAAUGCAAUUGAGUAUUGUAAAGAUAACUUACAACUAGAAGAAUUUAAAAACUCGGAAGCGACAUUAGAGUUCAUACGAAAAAUCAACUCCUUGUUGACCGUUAUCUUAAAUGAUACUUACGAUUACAUGAAGUCCUUAAAACUUGGAACAACUAAUAUUGUAAACACCCAACGAAAAACUGGAUUUUUGGGUUUCAUGAUAGCCAUUAAAAGCUUUAUUUAUAUAUAUUAUUUCUAGUAAGUAAAAGUUUUGAAUAAAGAAAUUACCUCUUU
Cydia pomonella (codling moth) is the source of this 1758-nucleotide messenger RNA. RefSeq names its product THAP domain-containing protein 1-like. NCBI's taxonomy places the organism in Eukaryota, Metazoa, Arthropoda, Insecta, Lepidoptera, Tortricidae. The transcript has 4 exons. The coding region runs from base 230 to 817 and encodes 195 amino acids. The record is from RefSeq and is a predicted model, not a curated record.